This is a messenger RNA of Trichomonas vaginalis G3, 471 nucleotides long. RefSeq lists its product as uncharacterized. The transcript has a single exon. The coding region runs from base 1 to 471 and encodes 156 amino acids. The record is from RefSeq and is a predicted model, not a curated record. NCBI's taxonomy places the organism in Eukaryota, Parabasalia, Trichomonadida, Trichomonadidae.
AUGCUGUUUAUAAUUUUUUCACUUUGUAGAAGUGCAACAGAUUCGCAAGAAAUUAACAGUUCCUGCCCAGUCUCCGUUGAUAAGUGUACCUUUGUGACUACAACUAAUGAAUCAAUUGCAGAAGAUACCCCAAUAGGAAUUCCAUUUAAUACAACAUGUACGUUAUAUCUAACAGAGUGCAAAACUUAUGGGUGCUAUACAAUAUUUGACCUAACGCAAUUCCUGAAGUGGGGAUAUUCUUCAGAUAUUUCGUAUUCAUUCUUUAGGGAAGUAAAAUUAUCUGCAGAGUAUAAUUUAACAGAUUCUGGUAUAGUGUUUAGACCAACAACAGAGAAUUUCUGGCUUAAUUUCACUACAAAGACGGCUGAUGAAUUUUUCACGAUUCAUCCUUAUGAAAGCAAAGAAGAUCCAUCAGCUUCAUAUAAUAUUUCUCAAAUUGUUGAUGGUAUGCCAUUUUGUUCUAAAUUCUAA